AUGAGGAGAGACUGUGGGAAGAGAUUCACUUGGUCAACCGAUCUGGUGACACACCAGCGAGUUCACACCGGGGAGAGACCGUUCACCUGUUCAGACUGUGGGAAGGGAUUCAUUUGCUCAUCUGAACUGAAGGUACAUCAGCGAGUUCACACUGGGGAGAGGCCGUACACCUGCUCAGACUGUGGGAAGGGAUUCACUCAGUCAUCGAGCCUACAGAGACACCGGCGAGUUCACACUGGAGAGAGGCCGUUCACCUGCUCUCAAUGUGGGAAGGGAUUCGCUCAGUCAUCUAACCUUGUGACACACUACCGUGUUCACACUGGGGGGAAGUUUCAAUAA
Mobula hypostoma (lesser devil ray) is the source of this 339-nucleotide messenger RNA. Its product is annotated as zinc finger protein 664-like. The transcript is spliced from 2 exons. Lineage: Eukaryota; Metazoa; Chordata; Chondrichthyes; Myliobatiformes; Myliobatidae. The record is from RefSeq and is a predicted model, not a curated record. The coding region runs from base 1 to 339 and encodes 112 amino acids. Gene Ontology annotation, biological process: regulation of transcription by RNA polymerase II. Gene Ontology annotation, molecular function: RNA polymerase II cis-regulatory region sequence-specific DNA binding; DNA-binding transcription factor activity, RNA polymerase II-specific.